Molecule: messenger RNA, 643 nt
Organism: Glossina fuscipes
Lineage: Eukaryota; Metazoa; Arthropoda; Insecta; Diptera; Glossinidae
Exons: 3
Coding region: 182-511 (109 amino acids)
Source: RefSeq, a predicted model, not a curated record
GAACCUCUUCAUGAUAAUCGCAGCUUAAAGAUCUUUGUUUAGCUAAAUAUAAAAUUAAGCAUCGACUGUCUACUGAUAAACAGUCGCAUCUGAAACUUCACAGUGCUUAAAGCCGAAUUGACAUUCAAGUUAAGUUUAUUUUGAAAGCGAAAGCAAAUAAAAUAAAAAAAAAUAAAAGAAAAUGAAACUAUUUCUAGUAGUGUUUGUUGCUGUUUUAUGUGGUUUGUUUGUUAGCAGUCAGGCCGCUAUUGCCCGCGCCAGGUUUUUCAACCCAACUUAUCCUGGUAAAUGUACUUUGGACGCAAACACUGUUAUGUCACCCGGUCAAACUGGCAAAGCUCCCGAUCACCCUUGCGCGGGAGUCACUUGCAUGGAAGACGGUUAUGUAGAAUUUAAAACUUGUCCGGCCAUGGCACCGCCCAAGGGUUGUAAAAUGCGCGAUUUCGCUAACACCAAUCGUGGUUACCCCGAAUGCUGUGAACGUAAAUACGAGUGCGGUAAAGGUGUUUAAGUUACGAGAAAAUCUCGUGUAAUUUAUGAUACAUAAGUGAUAUUAUUUUAGUUGCAUCAAUGUUUAGUUUAAUUCAAAUAAUUUAAAAAUAAAAAAGAAAACAAAAACAAAAGCUUGUUUUAAUAAAUUAAU